AUGUCCCGAGAGCGACUCUUGGUCCGACCAAAGUCACGGCUGGAGAAGUUACCUGCGGAAAUAAUCCAGGAGAUCUUUCUUCGCUGUCUAGAGAUCAACCUCCCUCGAGCUUCUAUCUACCUCGCCCGGGCGCUCUCAGACCCUACCAUCUAUACAUGGCUUGUUCGGCUGGCUUUUGCAAAAGCAGAUGGCGAAGGGUCAACUUUCUUGACUGAGCACUUCCUGCCCCCAUGUGGUGUUGUUGGUCACAUUGAGCCUGAUGAGCUGAAAGAGCUCCGAACUCGUAUCCUCGAGUGCCGGUGGUGCACGCUGCCCCUGAUCCGCAGCUGUCAGCUGGCGUUUCUAAACCAUGUCAUCGAAUACAAACGUCCCGAAAUCAGCAUCAUUCCUGACGAUCGGCCUCUUCUUGCUGGAUUCGCAGGAUGGUUCGAUAAUCUGGAGUCCUGUAACAAGGCACUGAACGGCCAGCGUGGGGAGAACGACUUAGCCCUGCGAGCCAAUCGGCCAGGGCACGAACUCGAUGGCUCCGACUCUGAAUCAUCGCACGACUAUAACGUUGCAAUAUGGUUCCGCCUUGGAAUCAUUGAGAUCCAUGCAGUGGGGAAUAACCAACCUUGUGGAAAGAGCUAUUUCGAGCUUCCAUGUUGCGAAUCCUCCAGUAUUCCGGACAAGUUGCUUUGUCCGCCCUGGACAGACCAAAAGCUCGAGUUUCUCCAGUUGAUCUCGACCAGAGCGUUCCUCGACAAGGAUACCGAAUUCCGGCGUGCCACUCGCACUCUGCGACGUCUGAUCCGUGAUCGUGACUUUGCCACAUUCGCGCGGCUCCUGGACCUUCGUGUGCGGAUUGAGUGCUACGGUUUCCCGGUUAUCUGGCCCACUAGCAAUGUUGUGUUCCGAGCGGCACUGAAGUAUGCGGACGAGCAUGGUGAUCCUUUCGUGCGCUUGCUGGUUGAGGAGCGGUGGGAGCAUAUUGACCCUGAGGAUAUUCUGCUGAAGGAGAAGUUGCUCAAGAGCUUGCUAGAUUCGAGCCAUACUUGA
Molecule: messenger RNA, 1038 nt
Organism: Aspergillus mulundensis
Lineage: Eukaryota; Fungi; Ascomycota; Eurotiomycetes; Eurotiales; Aspergillaceae
Exons: 1
Coding region: 1-1038 (345 amino acids)
Source: RefSeq, a predicted model, not a curated record